Molecule: messenger RNA, 3863 nt
Organism: Cryptomeria japonica (Japanese cedar)
Lineage: Eukaryota; Viridiplantae; Streptophyta; Pinopsida; Cupressales; Cupressaceae
Exons: 2
Coding region: 1495-3444 (649 amino acids)
Source: RefSeq, a predicted model, not a curated record
CAUAAAUGUAAAUAUCUUACUGAGGAAUAAAGUAGCCCUGUCUUACAAAUUUCCUUUGCUUGAAGUAGAAAAAUUGCUGUACAAUUUUAACACCACCCUACACCCAACAGUGAAAAAUGGCAGUACAGAAGGUGGGUGUCCACACAGAGGAAACAGCUGAAAAGUUGCAAUUGUAACGAACAACUUAGUUGAAAGUAUAAUAAGGCUGUAAUGCAUGAGGAUAAGUGUAAUUAUAAGGUAUAAAAAGAGGUGGGAACUAUAAGACAUGAUAAUGGCAACAAGAAACUUGUUAUGGGGAUUUGGAGUGCCUGCAAGAUCUGAAUGCAAUAAGAAAAAGAGGACAAUGAAAGAGCAAUGGAAAUGGGAUAGAAAGGUAGAGAAUUUGAAAAUGUGGGUAUUGGGGGUUUGAUGCUAUGUAAAUAUAGAAAGUAUAUAAUACAGUGCAUGUGAUUGUGUAGUCAGAUGAGGUGGACCUUGAAUGAGGCUGUGCUUUGAGAAACCAGUCAUUUAUUGCAGGCCUCUAGAUUUGGAUGUAUAUUCAGUACACAGAUAAGUUCAUAGUAAUUCUGUGUGUAUUCACUGCAAUUGAUGGAUGAUGGGGACCUCGGAUGAGAAUGAGGCUGAAUAGUUGAUUGUAGAACAGCUUUUGAAUAAGAUGAAUGAGGAUAUGGAGAUAUUUGUGCUACAAAAUAGAUUGAGUGGAAGAAAAAGACACACAUACCAGGUAGAGGAAAUGAAAUUGCUUGACUGUUUACAGUUCACUUCAUAUAAUCAAGUUAGUGAAUAUGCAUACUACAAUAUGGAAUCCUUGCAAGGCUGAGUAAGUUCAGAUGGUUUGUUCUCAACUUCUCAGUCAACUUAUAUGCAUGUUUCUGCAAUUGGGUUGUUUUCAGCAGCUAUAUGCAGUCUCUUUUUGUUAUGCAUUCACAAUAGGUUCUGCAAAUCCAAGGAAGAUUAGGUGGAUGUGAAAGUGAGGCAACUUACAUCUGGGUCUUUGGAUGACAGUUGAUGCCACAUUGACAGAUACUAUAAUUUGGGAUACAUUCCCUUGUAUUUGAUGAACAGUUCUGUAUUUUGAAAUAAGAAGAGGAGUCAAAGGUUGAAUCAAAAGGUAGAUGACUAUUACUAUUUGCAACUACUUUUUUUCUCAGAGGAGAGGAGUCAAAAUUAUAUUCAGAAUGUGAACGGUAAACUGAAAAGUAGGAGAAAAGAGUCAGAAAUUGUGUUCAGAAGUUGGUUGUUAACUUACUUUCUGAUAUUAAGAGGAGUCAAAAUUAUAUUCUGAACUUAUUAGGCGGACUGUAACUACUAUCAUCCGAUAGGAAAGGAGUCAAAAGUUAAUGCAGAAAGUGGAUGGAAACUGCUAAUUUAUGAUACAUCCUUCUCUAUUGGAGGGACUCCACUUUAAGAUAUAAAAGUAGGAGAUGCCAAUACCAUGAUGUUAGAAAUCUAAAGCUAUUCUAAAAUAAUCUCUGUAUUGUUGUUGGCACAGGCAUGGGGCCGAUUUUCAGGGAGAUGAUGAAUAAUUCGGUCAUGGGUAGUGCAGUUUCUGCAUUAGCUAUGGCCUGGAAGAAGAGAUAUAUCACUGAUGAUCAAUGGGAGCGGCUAUAUUUUGAGUUUCUCUAUUGUUGUUCCUUCUUCUGGAAGUACCCAAUUCACAUAGGUGCUUUCCUCAUUUGUGCUCCAAGGUUGAUCAGAAUUCUAUUGUUCUUCUAUCCUCUGUUGAUUUCCACCGUGCUUUUCUUGCUGGUUGUAUUUAGCCUUGGCCCACAGUUGGAAAGAAUGAGGGUUGAUAGGGAUCUACAGUGGCAUAGGUUUAGAGAAGCAGCUGUGAGUGUUGAAGACGGUAACGGAGUUAGUUGGGCUUGUCAACAGCCUAAUGGAAAUAUUGAAAUGCCUAGCGGAGUCAAUAGCAAGCUGGCAGAAGGUGCAGAUGGUUGGGCAGAAUGGACAGAGAGUCUUGAGAAAUUAGACCGGUCUAUUUUUUAUGUAGAAAAACAUCCCGGUAAAGAGAAAGAUGACAAAAAUCUUGACUUUGGAAACACUACAGAGGAGAAGGUUGAAGAGGAUGGAGGAGGCCCAAUGGGUGUUUCAGGCAAAAGUCUUAUUCUAGGCAAGGUAAGAGAGCUUAUGGAGAGAUUGAUUGAUGAAUUGGGUGGGAGAGUAGAGCUUGAUGCUUUGAAUGCUUUGGAGAGUAUCACGCAAGUCCUGAUUGAGAGCACAGGUAUGGAUGUUCGGAACCAAGGCAUGUAUACUUGCCCUUUUGACAUGAUAGAAGAGGAGUACGAACUUUCAGAUGACAAGCAAUUCCAUAGAACUUUGUGUGCUGGCGAUUCUGAAUUGCUAUCCAGACAAGGCACUGAGAAUACUGAGAUCCUUAAGCAUGAACCUUGCGAAAAUAAAGAGAAUUUUUGGGAUUAUGAGUGCGAAAGAAAUAACCCUAGCAUUCUGGCCAUGGCAGAAGCAGAGCUCAAGCAGUCAUAUGAUAGGCAUUUGCACGAAACAGGCAAUGUUGGAGACUCUGAAUGUCUUCUAAGCCCACCCAGAAUUGAUAGUCCAAGUGAUGUGGGCUUUGAUCACGCGUCAGGAAUUUCCAAAGAUGAAGAGGACCUCAGUGAAAAUUUGAUCUUUAUAUCUGCAGAGGAUAUGUUAAUAGAUGAUGUUCAGUUCCAAACAACAGGUUAUGUUCAAAACAGUGAUUGCAAAGCCAGAACAAAUAAUGUUAUGUCAGCUUGCACAGGACAGGGCAAUGCAUCUUCUGUAUCUCAAGAUCUAGAAACUAGCGCCGCUGUUCUAGACGGAGAACAGAACUCAAAUAGGCUUUGGGAGUUUCCUCGGGACAAAUUAAGAACAUGUACAAGCCUGCCAAUUGAUGCUUUGAAAGAUGAGUUCAGAUGCAUGGAUGAACUCUGGGAAGCGCAUGAUCAUUUUGGGGAGAAGGCCUCUGCAACUGGGAAAGAAAAAGAUCAGCAGAAAAUACAUAGUAAUAACUGCAACAGAGAUCAGCAAGAGCACUCUCAACUUCCAUCCUCCUCUGUACAAAUCCCGGAACACAAAAAUAAGCUGCAAAAUCUGCUGUCUGGCAAGCUAAGAAACAGUAUUUCAGAACCAAUCACCUAUUUAAAGAGACCCCAGGUUUUGACAUCGCCUGUUAUGCUUGUAGGGACAGCAGAAAUGGAUUUCCUUUGGGAAAAAUACAAUGAUGCAAGCCAGGGAUCACUAUCUGCAAGGAAGGACUCCACAACAGACCAUCGUGGAGAUCUCCAAGAAAUUCUGGAUUCUGAUGCAGAGGACUUACAGGAACCCUCCCAGGUUUGUUGUCUUCAAGCAUUAAAAUUUUCUAAAGGAAAAAUGCCUUUGAGAAAACCCAGUUUGAAGAAAGUAUCCAAGGCCUUGAAAAAGCUUGGUCUUCUGCCACUUUUCAGAAGCAGAAAAACAUCUUGAUUCUGAGUUAAAAGUUGGGUAUCUCUUCUGCCAAUGGCUGUUCCUUUAUUGAAGCAUCUUAUUGUUCCUGCAUAUGAAUGUAAGCUAUUCAGUGUUGGGGAUGUAUUGAUACUGUUGUUUAUAAAAAGGGUGAAUGAAGUUUGUUGUUGUAGCUUCAUCAAUUUGAUGUCUUGAUGAUCUUAUAGCGUUGUUUAUGAAGGAGCAUCUGUUGGCUGAAAGUUAGAUGUAAGGGGGUGGUAGAGAUCAAUGGCACAGUCACAUAUCCAACCAGAAAGAAAGAAUACCUAGUUGCAAACUGACUUGUUUUUUAGUAGUUUAUAUACCAGUUCAUUUGCAGGAUACAUGAGAAAGUAGAAAAUUAGUAGUUGAAGAGGUAUCAGUAUUUGUUCAUGUUUUUAUAUCAGAUAGCAAAACAAAUU